AUGACGGGCCGCGGCGCUUCCAGAAAAUUAGCCCCGGUGCAAUUGGUGACAUGCAGCCUUAGUGCUUUGUUGGAGUGGUCCCCAAGCGGCGAAUCCAAGAGCAGCCAAGCGGGAUUACCCCCAUGUUUCCCGCUGCCCAGCACUAUUAAUUUCGUCAGCAAGCUGUGGGAGGCUACACAAAGCGUUGCCAUCGUGGACGAAUGCCCAUUCCAAGUGGUAACGGCGCGAAUUCGGGGACCUGUCCGUAACUUGGUUCCCCGUAACCCCGCGAAUCACCUAAUUGGACUCGAUCUCUUUUUAAAAAGGAUGUCUGACGCUAUUACCCCACGUGAAAGCGUACCGCUGGUCAGUUGUGAGGAAGGUGGGACUGUGUUGCAAGACGUUGUCGGCCUUGACUGGACGCCAUCUGCCAACGCCAUUGCUCCUCUCGGCAUUGUCGGGACAAUAUUACUUCGAGAAAAAACAGAACCAUUUGGCCAUCACGUAGCAGCUAUGCCAACUGUAGUGUGGCAGGCAAAAACAGACAACUGGCAGCCCGUUCGUUGUAUGGACUGA
Colletotrichum godetiae is the source of this 555-nucleotide messenger RNA. RefSeq lists its product as uncharacterized. The transcript is spliced from 4 exons. NCBI's taxonomy places the organism in Eukaryota, Fungi, Ascomycota, Sordariomycetes, Glomerellales, Glomerellaceae. The record is from RefSeq and is a predicted model, not a curated record. Bases 1 to 555 code for a protein of 184 amino acids.